This is a messenger RNA of Galleria mellonella (greater wax moth), 2674 nucleotides long. It is a transcript of the gene Cpsf5, whose product is annotated as cleavage and polyadenylation specificity factor subunit 5. Gene Ontology annotation, molecular function: mRNA binding. The transcript has 4 exons. Gene Ontology annotation, cellular component: mRNA cleavage factor complex. The coding region runs from base 150 to 827 and encodes 225 amino acids. The record is from RefSeq and is a predicted model, not a curated record. NCBI's taxonomy places the organism in Eukaryota, Metazoa, Arthropoda, Insecta, Lepidoptera, Pyralidae.
GGAAACACUAUCCAUAAUGGCGAUUGUUUGGCUUUAACGACGCUACUAUAAGUGUAGUGAGUGGAGACAACUCCUAUUUUAAUUUAGAGCUAUAUUAAAAUUGACUUAUAAGAUUUUAAAGUUAAAUAAUUGUUUGUAAAUUGUACACAAUGACUGCAGUUCAAGGCGGUCCCGGCAAUAAACAGUGGCCAAGGCCCGGCAUACAGCAUCAAAAUAGUCAAAAUAAUCCGAGCUUGACUUUGAAUAGAUCAAUUAAUUUAUAUCCACUAACAAAUUAUACAUUUGGUACAAAAGAGCCGCUGUUUGAAAAAGACGCGUCGGUGCCUGCAAGAUUUCAACGGAUGCGAGAGGAAUUCGCGAAAAUUGGCAUGAGAAGGUCAGUGGAAGGUGUUCUCCUGGUGCAUGAGCACGGUCUACCACAUGUACUGCUGUUGCAGCUUGGAACUGCGUUCUUCAAAUUGCCCGGUGGAGAGCUGAACCCUGGAGAGGAUGAAAUCGAAGGUCUGAAGAGGUUAUUAACAGAGACCCUGGGCCGACAGGACGGUGUCAAGCAGGAGUGGCUCAUAGAAGACACCAUAGGCAAUUGGUGGCGCCCGAACUUCGAACCGCCCCAGUACCCGUACAUCCCACCGCACAUAACCAAACCAAAGGAGCACAAGAGACUGUUCCUAGUCCAACUCCAGGAUAGAGCACUGUUCGCCGUGCCCAAGAACUACAAGCUGGUGGCGGCGCCACUGUUCGAACUGUACGACAACGCGCAGGGCUAUGGACCCAUCAUAUCGUCUCUCUCGCAAAGUUUAUGCCGUUUCAACUUUGUCUAUAUGUGAGGUUUCGAAUGAUCCGGGACGUAGGGACCAGUGUUGCCUAAUAAUCAAGCUGUAAAUACCAAUUGACGUGUCGAUAUUAUCGCUUGGAAUUAUAUUCAAAAGAUCGCUGCUCGGAGUCUAGUGUUAACCGUUCAGGGGUUCUACCAUGAAAUAUCGAAGUUUCGAACUCAAUAUUGUCUUUUUGUUCACACCGAAAUCUACUUAGUAAACGAAGCUUUACAUGGUCGUCGUAAACCAUAAAAAUCCAUAGGAACGAUAUUUUAGCAUUUUUAAUAUAUUUAAAUGUAUUAAAAAUGCUAAAAUUAUAUAUAUAUAUAUAUAUAUAUAUAUAUAUAUAUAUAUAUAUAUAUAUAUAUAUAUAUAUAUCAUGUAAUUUUAUCAUCUAAUUUGGGAUUCACUCGGACCUGAAAUUUCGGAAUACAUGUCAUGGUAGACCUUCAGCACUCAAUUUGCCAAUUCAGAAUGAAAAGGCAGGCCAGUUAGCCCAUCGUGAUGAAUACACCAGGAAUUCAGCACGAUGGUUUCCAAUGGGGAUUACUUGGAGGUCGAUUUAACAGGGUUUUUUUUGCUAGCAACGGGACUGGUAGCUUGCAUUACUAACAAUCCCUUCUCGAUGAAAUUGAUUCACCCAAUUCGAACUGUCGAUAGCCAACGAUGAGUAGGCAACACUGAUAGGAAUGAUCCGAUAGCGUCAGCAUGAAUAUUGGGGCCGAUUCUAAGAAGUCAUUAAAUCUAUGUCUAAUAAUAAAAGUCCCAAUUUUGAUAUUACAGCGAAUUACAAAUAUUUAUUGUAAGGAACAAUAUGAACUAAUUUUUUAAUAGAUUUAAGACAAAAUUAUCGUAUUUUUAGUUUAUUAUAGUACAUAGAAUAGUUGUCUUUGACAUACCAAGCAUUUACAGUCCACUGCUGAACGUAGGUCUCCCACAUAAUCGGGUGUUUUGCUUGUACAUUGAACGCUCUAUAUAAGCAUCUCAUUUGAUCCUAUUUCAAUAGAAAGAUUUCUUAUUGGGAAAAGUUUCUUAUAGGGACAAAAAAGUAGUAUAAAAAUACAGGGUACAGUGGAAUAACACCUGAGUCCUCAGGAAUGGCAACGCAUGGGGGGUAUCAUGGGCGAAACAGUAUACUCUGUUAUGUCCACGGUACUGCUCAUGUCUAUAGGCGACGGUUACCACUUUCCAUAAGGUGGACCGUCAGCUUGUUUGCCAUUCUAAGUUGUAUAAAAAAAAAAAACUUACUAUCUGGAAAAUAUUUUUACUUAUUUCUUUUACUAACUAAGCUGAGUAGAAUAAAUAAAAUAUAAAGAAUGUUGCUUAUAGAGAGCUUGCUUAUAUACAGCCUUCACUGUGGUGGUAGUGGCAACCACACUUAGUUGGUUUUGUUUUUAGAAGGACGUUGCUACCUGUUCCUUGACUGUUAAUUUCACUUAUUCGCCUCUUUUUUUUUUACAGAUUGGUCCUAUAGGAUUUUUAUUAUAUAUUUAAAACUAAACUAUUAAAUCGGUUCCGUUUAAUAGUUUAGUUUUAAACGAAAUAACUAGUUUUACCACAAUUGAAAUUGUACCAAAUUUUUUUGUGGAACACAGUUAUUAAUAGGUAACUAUGUAAUGGCAACACAGCCUCAGAAUUGGCCCCUUUUUUAUUCAUCAUACAUUUAAAACAAAUAGAAAAUUGAUCAUUAGAAAUUGUUGAAGACGAGAAGUUGGCAACAGGAUUGAAUGAAAUUGAAUGUCUCCUAUGUCCCCGAUAGUAACUUUAACAUAUAGUUUGGAUUUCUAAACAUUGUUAGAUGUUUAUUAAAUGUAUGCAAUGUAAUAUAAUGUAUGGAAUUUGACUUAAAUUCUACAGCA